AUGGAGUAUAUCAAGAAGGCUAUCUACGGGCCGGACCCGAAGGAGCAGAUGCGCAAAAUCAACUCUUUGUUGCGUAAGAACAAGCGUGAGUUGGAGAGACUGUUGAACCAGCUUCAGCCAUUGAAGAAGAAGACAGAGGGCUUGGUUAAGAAACUGGCCAAGGCCGGAGAUUACAAACUGGCUAAAAUCUACGCAAGAGAGCUCAUCAACAUCAACAACCAGCACAAAAAGCUUCAUCUUCUGAAAACCCGACUUGAGUCCAUCACCAUGUCGAUCAAUGAACAGUGGCAGAUGAGAAAGAUGUCGCAGUCUAUCCAGCAACUGACGGGAAUCAUGAAGGAUGUGAAUGCCUUGACCAACAUUGGAGUCAUUACGGGCACCAUGCAAGAAUUGUCCAAGGAGUUGAUGAAGGCAGGUAUCAUCAAUGAGAUGAUGGACGACAUGGUCGACUUGGACGUGGACGAGGAACUAGAGGACGAGAGUCAGGAGGAGGUGAACAAGAUUAUUCAAAGCCUUACAGAAGACAAAUUCUCCAAGAUCGAAUCCGAGGUGCCUCAGACAGGCUUGGAGCAAGAGCCCGAGAUCGAGGAAGAGGAGGAUACAGAGGCGUUGGACGAAAUGCGCCAGCGUCUCAAGGAGUUGCAAGAGUAA
This is a messenger RNA of Candidozyma duobushaemuli, 651 nucleotides long. RefSeq names its product ESCRT-III subunit protein (gene VPS24). The transcript is spliced from 2 exons. Bases 1 to 651 code for a protein of 216 amino acids. NCBI's taxonomy places the organism in Eukaryota, Fungi, Ascomycota, Pichiomycetes, Serinales, Metschnikowiaceae. Gene Ontology annotation, cellular component: multivesicular body; ESCRT III complex. The record is from RefSeq and is a predicted model, not a curated record. Gene Ontology annotation, biological process: late endosome to vacuole transport; protein transport; endosome transport via multivesicular body sorting pathway.